Messenger RNA from Phanerochaete carnosa HHB-10118-sp, 1519 nucleotides. RefSeq lists its product as uncharacterized. The transcript has 3 exons. The record is from RefSeq and is a predicted model, not a curated record. Bases 75 to 1472 code for a protein of 465 amino acids. Gene Ontology annotation, molecular function: protein binding. Lineage: Eukaryota; Fungi; Basidiomycota; Agaricomycetes; Polyporales; Phanerochaetaceae.
GUCUUUUUGUGAAACAUACAAUACUAAGCCGGCCUUCUAGAUAAACUAGUACUCCCGGUGCAUUCUUCUGUAAUAUGUUGCAGACGCUACCCUACGAUGUCCUCCGGGUCUUACUACGUUUGCUGAGUGGAUCUGACAUCGCUCACGUUUUAACUACGUGCAACUCUUUGUAUACCCUCAUGGACGAUGACGGGGUAUGGCAGGAGCAAUGUGCACGUUACAAGUUCACAGACCGAUCCAUCUUCGACGAUGCCACAUACCGCGAGAUAUACACCCUCGUCUUGCACACGUAUUGGCCUCUUCUGGGGUUGUGGGCGAGCGAUCAUCCGUACAGGGGCUCAGUCAUCGAGUUCCGUUACGACGUGGACUACAAGGGUAUAGUGGGCGAGGUCUGGCGAUGGUGGGCACAGCCACCGGGUUUCGACGCCAUGGACUUGACGGUACCCAAGCUGCCCGAAUACUUCGUCUUCUUUUCGGUCUCUCUGUCCGCGUCUAACACGCCGAGACGGGCGGUCAUCAGCUGGCACAUUCACCACAACGGUGUCGGGUACUUCGGUUCCCCCAGCAACUUCCUCGCGGCCCCCACCAUGCAUGUCCUCUCCGAGACGGACCAGUCUUUAUAUCUCCGCUACAGCGCGGUGAUUUGUCGCCUUCCCGACUUCCCCAAUCCCGAUCUCAUGGUCUGGUACGACCGGACCCGCGGACCUCCACGCCUGAAGGUCGAACAAGCCCCCGUCACCUCCAAAGUGCAAAACAUCGGCCUCAUCAACGCCGUCGCUUUUCUCUACAUGGCACAGACAGCCGUUACAAAACCUGCCGCGCUCGUCUUUCACCCGCCUGAGCCGGGCGGGCCCGAGAUCUUUGCGCGGCACGAGCUACCCCUGCAGGCGCAAGACCUCCGCAGCUUCGACUUCGGCGGGAGCGAGCCGCGCCGUGGGCCGCCAUUCUACCGGCGAUUCUACCCUCUCCGCUCCCCCGUGCUCGACGGCGACGACCCCACCGACGAGCGGUGGGCUCCCGCGAGCCUCGAGGGCAUCUGGCUCGGUGCGUACGCCACCCACAGCACCGAGGUGCUCUACGUGUACUUCGACGAGGCUGCCCAGGCCGUGCGCGCCCUCAAGAUCACUGGAGACUUUAACGUGCCCCGCGGCGUGAUCACCUGGCAGUUCUCACUCAACGAUCGUAUGCGCAUUCACGAUCUGCCGCACGACUUGCCCCUGGCGCAACGCGUCUUUGGCGAUCUGUCUGCCGUGAGGAUAUACCGCGGCACCGGGACCAUCAGUGCUGUUGGCUUCAUCGACGAACAGCGGGGUGAAUCUGUUAACUACAUCGGCAUCAUCAACCAAGACGAGAUCCGGGUGGACUGGCGCGAGUUGGACGAAUAUACUCCGCGUUACCGGAGGUACCGAGGAAGGAACCUCGCUUCUGAGACCGUCGACGGGAACCUGCGCAUACCUGCUCGUUGGUACUGAAUAACGCAUGACUCAGUAACAUGGGCUUUGGCACUGCGACAGGUCGA